GAACAUUCAUUAUUUAUUCAAUACUCUGCCUUUAUACAACACUACUCAUCCCAGGAACCUUAGAAAAAAGAGCUGAUAUAUAACUACUCAAAGCCAAAACAAGAAGAGAACUUGACUGUGGAAGGAGCAAUCAGAUAUGCCGGAGUCUCCAUCUGUCGGCACUUGUUGCCAUAGUGUUCAGUGAAUAGUGUCUGAGACAUUUACAAGAAGAAGCAGUGGAGGAACAGAGCUCAUCUAAUCUGUGGGAAACUAAUACAGACUCUGGACUGAAGUCUUUCUUUCAUGUUUCCUGUCAUUAUAAUAUAGGUUGAACUGACACACUUAGUUGCCUGUUCUCUGAAUUUAAAGCAUGGCAAAGAAAAAGAAAAGCCGCUUAGCAGUCUUAAUGGAAGAUGUUGGAAUUGAAAUUGAUGGGAAGGUAGAAAGUGACACUGAAACGGAAGAUGAUGAUGAUGAUGAUGAAGAGGAAGAUGAUGAACCAAAGAAAUCAACAGCAAAUAACAGAAAGAAUAAAACAAAACGACCGAUACAGAAAGGAAGAAAAUUCAGACAUGAAGAUUCUGAUAUUGAGAAUGAAGAGGAAGAAGAGGAUGAUGAUCCCAGACAGACAAGAACAAGAAGGAAGAAAUGUAUUAAAGGAGAGGACAGUGAUAAUGACGAAAAAUCAAAACAAGAGGGUGAAAGUGAAAAAAGUAAAAGAAACAACAAAAAAGGAGCAAAUAAAAAGGGAAAAGGAAAAGAUAAAAAAGGAGAUGGCAAAAAGAAGAAGAAGAAAAGUGGCAGGUACUGAGGAUAUCCUGAAGUCAACCUUGCUCAUUUUGAAAAGAAGUGUUCUAUGAAAAAGCAUUUAUUUUCUAGCAUGCAUGUCUAGUUAAAAAUACUAACCAACUAAAUAAAUAUUAAAGGCAUCAAAUUAAGACACUUGGAAGAAAUGACUCAGCUGAAUAUUGUUGAUAUGCUAAUUUAUAUAAUUAGCAGGG
Protopterus annectens (West African lungfish) is the source of this 980-nucleotide messenger RNA. RefSeq names its product FK506-binding protein 4-like. Lineage: Eukaryota; Metazoa; Chordata; Ceratodontiformes; Protopteridae. The record is from RefSeq and is a predicted model, not a curated record. The transcript is spliced from 4 exons. The coding region runs from base 350 to 790 and encodes 146 amino acids.